AAGAGUGGUAAAAUAUAUUUGUUUUUACUAGUUUUUUUGGUCACAUGGCUUCUUCCAAAUCAAUUUCGGGAGUACAUAUAUGAUCCUGGGUGAGGGCGAAAGUUUUUCUUUACUAUAUAUCUGAAUUCUGAAUAUCUGAAUUUACAGGAGCCAAUCUACAUUCCGCAGGGUACAUCAAUAGAUACUGAUUGUAGAGCAUUACUAGUUCUAGGAUCCAUAUUGUUCCUGGAACUGAUCCUGAACUAAUACCUUUUCUGGAACUGAACUUAAUAUUGAAACUGAUAUUUAACUCUUAUCGGUACUGUAACUCAGUAGUCUUCAAUCUGUGAUCCGUGGCGUAAACAGAUGUGGUCCGCGAAAUAUUUGGUCACAUACAAGUGGUCAGUGCUAAGUCAGAUCCUAAGAAAGGUUGGAGAGCACAGCUGUAACUGAUGCUAAACACUUGCUGGUUAUAGAAUUGAAAUAACUUAUACUGGUCAUGGGACUGAUUUUGAGCCCUCAGCAGUCGUUGUACAUGCCUCAAAUUCAUAUCGGUCCUAGAAUUGAUAUUAAACCCAUAAGGUUCCUGAAAAUCCUGGAAACUAUUUCUGAAUUUAUAUCGGAUCUAUGGUUGAUCUUGACUCUGUACCGAUCCUGGAACUGAUAUUGAACCCAUACUAUUUCUGGUAUAUAUCCCAACCCUAAACUAGUACUAAAACUAAUACCUGUUUCGGAACUGAUUCUGAAGCCAUACUGGUGUUGGAACUAAUCCUGCUUUCAUACCACUCCCGAAAUUGAUACCUAAUCCUUAACGGUACUUAAUCCACAUUCUUGGAUUUGAUCCUGAACUCAUCUCGCUCCUAAUUUUGUUUUAUUCUGGUCUAAAUAUUGAUCGUGGAUCUGGUUCAGUUCAUAUCGCAAGGGACCAUCCCAGAAGCCAGGAAGUAACAAAACUUGUUUGUAGAGAUAGACAUAGAGAUAAACACUCUCACUCUUUAGCGCCAACGAACGAUCCAAAGAUCAAUGUCCCAAAAAAGCGAGACUUCCCCAGACGAUAAGGAAGAGUUGGGUCUCACCUGCUGAGCGAUUGCGUCAGCAGACAACUGUAAACAACACGCGACGAGCGUGAAUUCCCCCAAAACCAGAACCAGACCAGGAGGAGAACAGGUUUUGUGCUAUCGUAUCAAGAAUUUGGCGACCAUCAUCUACAGCGUGCCAACUCUUUCGUCGCUCAGUUGUGACCGAACCGUUCAUCCGACUGGGUAUCCAUGGCGACUGUUCGUGGUGUGCUGUUUGCUGCGUUGUUGACAGCAGUGCAUUCCGUGCUGGGCCAGGGGUGCGGCGAGCGUAAGGUCGACUACGCGAAGCUUAUUCUCGGUGGUGAGGAUGCGAUUUCCGGUCAGUGGCCAUGGCACGCGGCCAUCUUCCAUCGAAUCGAGCGCUCGUUCAUGUAUCAGUGCGGUGGUGCCAUCAUCAAUCAGAACACAAUCUUAACAGCUGCUCACUGUGUGCAGCUGAAUCAGGGCGUCAUUACGGUGGACCGGCUGUCGGUGCAGGUUGGCCGGACGUACCUGUACGCGGCGGAAAGCCACACCCAGGAGCAUCAGGCCGAGCGGAUCAUCGUGCACGAGGAGUACAGUGCGGCGCAGGUGCGGAACGACAUUGCGCUGAUCAAGCUGGCGACGGACAUUCGGUUUACGGAGUACGUGCAGCCGGUUUGCCUGUGGGACCGGGCCCGGACGGACAUUGGGCAGCUGAUCGGGCGCGUCGGUACGGUGGUUGGGUUUGGCAUUACGGAGAUCGGCGAGGUGGCGGAUCGGUUGCGCGUGGCGUACAUGCCGAUCGUCGAUACACAAACGUGCCUGGAGAGCAAUCGGAAUCUGUUCGGGCGUGUGCUGACGCGGAACGUGUUCUGUGCCGGGUUUCGCAAUGGAACGACGGUCUGUGGAGGUGACAGUGGCGGCGGCAUGUACUUUGAGAUCGAGAAUCGCUGGUACAUCCGGGGGAUCGUGUCGUUUAGUGGGCAAAACUGUCAGUCGGCCGACUUUGCCGGGUUUAGCGAUGUGGCCACGUACCUCGAUUGGAUCAAUCGGUACACGAGCGGCACGCAGAGUAAUCCGUACUCGGCGGCGGUCAUCAACAAGCAGCAGCUGCUGGCGCUCGAUGUGUGCGGUGCGAACAGCUACCCGGGCACGCCGGAAGAUGGGAAACCAGUUUUUCAAGGCUACCCGUGGCUGGGUGUGAUCGAGUACGUGCAGAGUGCUACCGGGCAGCGGCGGGUGCUGUGCCAGGCGACGCUCAUCACGCGCCGUUACGUGCUGACGGCGGCACAGUGUGUGUCGCUCUCGUCGAAUGCGAAUCAAAUUCUCGGCGUACGCUUGGGAGAGUAUGAUACGGUAACGAAUCCGGACUGUGCGUUCGUCCAGGGCAGGCAAGAGUGUCAGCCACCGGUGCAAGCGGUCGGGAUUGAAGAGAUAAUCGUCCAUCCCGGCUUCAACAAUCCAGCGUUUGCGAACGAUCUGGCACUGAUCCGGCUGCAGCAGGAAGCGAACAUUAAUCAAGACAACAUCAAACCGAUCUGUCUACCGUUCUCGACCGCCCUGAAGUCGCACAAACCCUCCUACUACAUCCGCACCGGGUGGCUGGCCCGCAGCACCAGUACCACCCUGUACCGGAGCUUCCCGAGCUCGAUCGAAUCGGUCGGCUGCCAGGACGCGUACAACGACCAGGACGUGCCGCUGGAGAAAACGUACGGCCAGAUCUGCAUCCGCCGGGACAAUCCAUCGGCCGGCGUUUGCACGUUCAACAUGGCCGCCACACCGCUCCAAUCGGUACAGGUCGUGGGCCCGAGCGAGCGGUACGUCCUGUACGGAUUGCUCUCCUUCGGCCCGAAACAGUGUCUCGAGACGUACCCGGACGUGUACACGGCGGUGGCACCGUACGUCGAUUGGAUUGUCUCGAGCCUGAGACCGUAGAAUGCAAAUGCCGUUAGGCCGUGUUAU
This is a messenger RNA of Anopheles coluzzii, 2981 nucleotides long. Its product is annotated as CLIP domain-containing serine protease B15-like. Gene Ontology annotation, biological process: proteolysis. NCBI's taxonomy places the organism in Eukaryota, Metazoa, Arthropoda, Insecta, Diptera, Culicidae. The record is from RefSeq and is a predicted model, not a curated record. Gene Ontology annotation, molecular function: serine-type endopeptidase activity. The transcript has 5 exons. Bases 1248 to 2954 code for a protein of 568 amino acids.